This is a messenger RNA of Paramecium primaurelia, 196 nucleotides long. NCBI's taxonomy places the organism in Eukaryota, Ciliophora, Oligohymenophorea, Peniculida, Parameciidae. The record is from the annotation of a GenBank genome assembly.
AUGAUCAUCAUACCUUAUUGGAAUCCAAUAAAAUAGAGACAAUUUUAUUUGGUUGCUCAUGAUUUUAUCUUUAUGCAAAAACAUAAAUUAAAGUAUCAUUCAAUGUUAUUUUAGAUUGAUCAAAUAUAUUAAAUAAACUAGUAUGGGCAAAAAUUGUCUUCUAAAAUUCUAUCAGAUCUAAGAAAUUUAGUAGUGA